Messenger RNA from Pocillopora damicornis (cauliflower coral), 2015 nucleotides. RefSeq lists its product as uncharacterized. The record is from RefSeq and is a predicted model, not a curated record. Gene Ontology annotation, molecular function: transmembrane transporter activity. Gene Ontology annotation, cellular component: membrane. Lineage: Eukaryota; Metazoa; Cnidaria; Anthozoa; Scleractinia; Pocilloporidae.
ACUCAAUUCAACAUGGCGAGUGUUUGGAUGGUGUGGUUGGCUCUUGUUGUCGUGCAACUGGGAUUUGGAGCUUAUGGAGUUAUCGUUUCCAAAUUUGCUAAAGAGAACAAAGCAGAUCCUCUAAUCUUCAGCCUGAUUCGCGAUGCGGGAUGUUUUCCUGUGCUUCUCUUGGCAGCUUUUGUCUCCGAGAAGAGGAUUCAAAUUCCUUCUCCUAGGGAACUUCCCCUUUUCAUCGUUCUAGGUUUAACAGGAAUGUUUGGUAAUCAACUAUUGUACCUUCUUGGUAUUUAUUACACUAACGCGAACAUAGCGUCCAUCUUCCAACCAGCAAUCCCCGUGUGGACAGCAUUACUUGCUAUCAUAGUGCGCAUUGAGCCGUUUCCAGACUUUCGUACUUUGCGCGGCUGGGCCAAGUCUCUGGGAAUUCUUUUAGCUGCUGUCGGAGCCAUAGUUAUGACAGUGGAAAAAAAAACUGGCCAAGCAUCAGACCAUAGUGGAUCAUCCUCGUCUGGCAGCGUCAAUUUUGUGGGGUAUAUAUUCCUCCUCGGGAAUACUUUGUCCAUGGCUGUGUAUAUCCUCCUUCAGAAGAAGUUUAUCUUUGACAAAGAGGACUCUUGUUGGAAAACGAAACCUGUGACAGUCACUGCGUGGAGUUAUCUCUUCGGUGCAAUGUUUAUGGCUCUCGCCUCGCUUUAUUACGUCAACAAGCCGGAAAAGUUUACGUAUUUCCCUCAAGAGGAAGUUUACCCAAUUCUGUACGCAAUAUUUAUCGCCUCAGGUCUAUGUUAUCUUUUAAUAUCCUGGUGUAACAUGCAGAUAUCUGCGUCACUCGUGACAGCCACAUGGCCACUUCAGGUUUUGUUCUGCGCCAUUUUGUCUUACUUUGUGCUGGGCGAGGUGCUGAAAACUUUGGAAUACGUUGGAGGUGUGCUUAUUGUUAUAGGCCUCAUGGCAGUCGUUUGGUCAAAUUUUUCAGAAGAAGAAAUGAAAAGCGAACAGGAAGAAGACUUGAACAAUUCUUAUGGCUACGUUAAAGUAUCACAAUAUGAUGGUUUUGUUGCAGAAGGUUCAAGAAAGAGAAAAGAAGUGAAUUAGACACUAAUUAAGUCUGACAAAAUAACGUCAUCUGAUCUAAAAUAUUCUUCGUUUUAUCUAAUAUUGCAGCGUUGUGCCAUAAGUUGGUCUGUACUUAUAACUGCCAGGGUAUUUAAGAAAAUAUUUAGGAAGUCUCAAAACUUAUGAAUUUCUCACCUAAUCAUAAAACUUAUAAUUUCCUCGAUUGUGAUUUGUUUAAAAAAACUCUUAUUUUCCACUUAUUCACUUGUCAAGGUGUUAUCAAAUCAACCAAUCACAACCUUGGUUUCAAUCACCAUAGAAAAACAGUGUACAGACUCUUAAAUUGAGGCUUUUUUUUCUCUUUUUUAAUUCCAUUUCUUUUAUAACUUGGCUAUAUUCUUCUUCUCUCUUAAAAUUGUAAUUUUUUUGAUUAAUUGGCAAUAAGACUUCAUGUCGUCCAAUUCGGUCUGUAAUCAUACUUGUGAUGAAUAAAUCGGACUCCCGCCGCGCGGUCGUCCGAUUGUGUUAUCACUUGUACGAUGACAGACCGAAUUGGACUCCACUCAGUCCUAUAACCAUUACAUAUUCAUAGAUAAUGUAUUUCGUUAACGUAUAUUUCAGUAAUAUUAAUCGUAGUGGUAAGCCUUCGCAAGAUUUUGGCUUCGUGGUUUGAAGGCCAAAACCCAAAGAGAAAACUCAGCAGUACACGGGUAUGUGUUUCUGGGAGAAUAGAUGCUAGAAGAGAGAUGAAUAGAUGGAUUAAUAGGUAAAUUGGUACACAUAUAGGCGUAUAAUCAUCUUGAUUUUCAGAUUAUUUUAGCCGGGCAUGCAAGGUUGUAUCGAGUGUUUUGUACCACUCGCAAAGUCCCCAGCCUUACUGUUGUCAACAUCACACCUCUAAAGCCAACAUUGCGCUUUGCGGUUAUGUGAUCCAUACAGAGCAUUCUUUUAUUGUUCGA